AUGCCGAGGCAAGCAAAGUGGGAUAUUUCUGCUACCAACCUUUCAAAUUUUGGCUCCGAAAUUGAAAAGAAAACCCAUUAUCAGGCCGGGGCUAAAGAGCAAGCAUGGGCUAAUCCUGCCACAAAAGUUCAAGACCACGAGUCACAAUUAUUCCUUUCUUAUUUCCCGCAUUUUCAUGUUGAAGAAGGUGGCGUCUCUACCGGGUUCAAUCAUCACAAACCACACGAAUAUCGUCAUCGUUUGCUCAAAAUCAAAUUAAUUGAGCGCACUGUGGUAAUCCGAGAAGUUCCUAAAGAUUAUACCUCGUUGAAUUCUGGAGAUGUAUUUAUUUUGGAUGUCGGGAAUACGCUUUAUCAAUUAAACGGAAAGGAUUCUCAGGGUGUUGAAAAAGGCAAAGCUGCAGAAUUCGUUCAGGCAGUAAAAAGCGAAAGGAAUGGACUAGCUGAUAUCAUUGUUGUUGGAGACAGGGAAAUGCCAAAAUUCUGGGAGGCACUCGGAAGCAGUGGUCCAAUCAAGUCUGCCUCAAUGGAUACUGGAGCCGAUAUGAUGAAAGUUCAAAAGAAACUAUUUAGGGUCAGUGACUCUUCGGGCAGCCUAAGCUUCAAAGAAGAAUCUGGUCCUAUCGACAAAUCGCGCUUCGAUACCAACGAUGUUUUCAUCUUUGAUGCUGGUCAUACAAUCUUCGUGUGGAUUGGGCUUAAAUCGACUGCUGUCGAAAAGAAAUAUUCUUUGCAAUAUGCACAGGAUUACAUUGAGAAGCACCAUCGUCCAGAUUACACGCCUAUCACCCGUGUCAUGGAAGGUGGGGAAAAUAAUGUGUUUCUAAGAAGUUUUGAAGAACAAACAAUCUAA
This is a messenger RNA of Acaulospora colombiana, 852 nucleotides long. Lineage: Eukaryota; Fungi; Glomeromycota; Glomeromycetes; Diversisporales; Acaulosporaceae. The record is from the annotation of a GenBank genome assembly.